UACAUAUUACAUAUAUUGGUGAUUCCAAGUAACUGUAGGUAGCGCUAGUUCUUAUCACGGCUGAUAAUGAAAUGUAGGCACAUGCUCAAUGCUCAUGGCACUAGGCAGUGUGCCAGUGUAUAGUGCAUAGUAGUCUUAUUCAAUUAAUAUUCAAUUCAGUUUCACUUUCAUUAUUCAAAUCUUAUUAAAAUGUUUAUAUCUAUAAUAGAUCUUAUAGAUAUAAUUAAUUAUAUUGGUGACAGUAAAAUACCGUUGAUUGAAGGUACAGAAAUUCUUAAAUGCAAUCAUAUAAUUGAAUUUGGCAUUAAAGAACAAUCUGAAAAUAAAGUUGUGUUCAUAGCAUUAUGCCUACAAACAUCAAACUUAAAUGGGAAUCCUCAUGAAAUUAUUAUAUCAAAAACAAAUCUAGACUUUAAUACUACUAUAAAUGGUUCAUGUAGUUGUAAAGCUGGCACUGGCAAGUGCAAACAUGUUGUAGGCUUUUUGCUCAAACUUCAAAAAACUUCAGAAGAGGACAUACAACAUUUAAGUUGUACCGAUCUUCGUCAACAAUGGGGCAAAAUGAAAAAUACUGGUAUUCAUUUGUAUAAACCGAUACCUAUAAGAGAAUUUUGUCAUGUUAAAUGUCCUACUGCUUCUUAUAAACAAAGUUUACCAAACUCGCUACCACCUGACCUUCAAGAAGAAGUUUUUCAAACAUUGUUACAAGGUUUUCCAGACUCGGCAAUAUCAAUUCACCUAAAAGGUCGCCAUAGUCCUCGAACUCGAUCACUAGACACUACAACAAGUACAUCUAGUUUUGAUAAAAAUAACUUCUAUACAAAAUUGGUAACUGCACAUUCUUCAGUAAUCAAAGAUGAAGCACAAAAUAUACUCGAGUUAACGAAUAAUUGUUCCUCAGAUGCUAUACAUUUUUAUAAAACAAAAGUAGAAAUUAAUAAACAAGAAUCGAUCAAUCUGUGUAGUAGUACAUUAACUCAAAUGGGACCAAUAUGGCUUACAUCUCGUAAAUUGAGAAUCACUGGAAUUGUUGUUAAUAUUCAUUGUCCUUGGUUAGGAUUUAGUCCAGAUGGGUUUUUUAUAUCUGAUAAUGAAAUUUAUUUAAUUGAAAUCAAGUGUCCAGUCAUGG
This is a messenger RNA of Myzus persicae (green peach aphid), 1129 nucleotides long. RefSeq lists its product as uncharacterized. The transcript has 4 exons. The record is from RefSeq and is a predicted model, not a curated record. Gene Ontology annotation, molecular function: zinc ion binding. NCBI's taxonomy places the organism in Eukaryota, Metazoa, Arthropoda, Insecta, Hemiptera, Aphididae. The annotation marks the transcript as partial.